Caenorhabditis auriculariae is the source of this 805-nucleotide messenger RNA. NCBI's taxonomy places the organism in Eukaryota, Metazoa, Nematoda, Chromadorea, Rhabditida, Rhabditidae. The record is from the annotation of a GenBank genome assembly.
AUGCAAUCUUUGAAAGUGGUUUUCAUCCUGGGAAUCGCGGUUCUAGCUUCCGCACGACCUGUCGAGGACAAUAACGACGUCAGCCUUGACUCUGAUGAAGUGGAGGUGAGCGGAGAGAAAAAAACUGUAAAUCAAGCGCGCUUGAAUGUUUGAAUAAGAAGUGAUGUUUCUACUAAAGCUACUCACCAAAACGGUACAAAUUUCAGCAAUUAUCACGCUCCACAAGGUUUGAAACUGAGGUUUUGAAUUUACAAACGUCUUGAUGGAUUAGAUUUGCUCCUACAUUUUUUACGGGUACAUUACAAGCUCCACACCACCGCAGGAUAUUUGGAAUUUCUGAUAAAAUAAUACACCUUUCAGUUUGUGGGGUGAAGCUGAAAAGAGUUCUUUAGAACGGUAAAAGAUAAAUAGAAAUUUUUAAAAGUGGUAGACGUGUCUUCAAACCUCAAAAUGUUCAUUUACGACGUCCUGCACUUUAUAAGGUACACGACAUGAUUAAGCAUACAGAAUUUCGAAGAAGAAGUUUUAUUUUGUUUGACGUUUGAAGAUGCUGGGAGACGCGCUGGCGGAGGCGUCGGACCUGAAACCCAAACGGAAAGAUCCUGUCGUGGUUGUGAUCGAGGAUGUCGUGGACGACAAAGAGACGGGCAGCGAAGAAACUGAAGUCCAAGAGCUGAUCGAAGAAGCCGACAAACUGGAGGCCGAGCAAGACAAGAAGAACAAAAGAAACAAGAGAAACGCCGACCGUUGCCCAAAAGUUGUCUCCCCAAAAAAAGGAACCACUCCUCGUCUUGCUUGGAUUUAG